Drosophila teissieri is the source of this 484-nucleotide messenger RNA. RefSeq lists its product as uncharacterized. The record is from RefSeq and is a predicted model, not a curated record. NCBI's taxonomy places the organism in Eukaryota, Metazoa, Arthropoda, Insecta, Diptera, Drosophilidae. The coding region runs from base 192 to 476 and encodes 94 amino acids. The transcript has 2 exons.
AUUCACACAGCACUUCAGUUUGACUUUGCCACUCGCUCCGCUUUGUGUUUGUUACUUGGAAGGGGAACCUCCAGUCCUCGAUACGAUUCGAUUCGAUCCGAUCCGAUCCCAUCCCAUCCGAUCCGCCCACCUCAGUUCGUCGACGGUGUUCUCAGUGAUUUAAACUCUCCCAUUAGGCUUGGAUCGUUACCAUGCGGCAUCUGGUGCUUCUGGCCGUAACUUACGUGGCUCUGGUUUUGUCCAAGCCGGCGACGGAGACGCCUCGCCUGCUCAUCGAUUCAGCACCCUCGGUGGUCUCCUACCAGGGUUCCUCGCAGGCCCAGACCCGCUUCGUCAUCGCGCCCAUGGGCCGGGCUUUGGGCUACGUGGAGCCCACCAACCUCAAUCGAACCUUCCACACUAAAGCAACGCAGGAGGGCGGCGCCACCGGGUACGAGCAGCUCAAUCUGAGUCCGGUCUACGUGCCGAGUAGCUAGGCAAUGGA